Neltuma alba is the source of this 1547-nucleotide messenger RNA. RefSeq names its product probable glucan 1,3-beta-glucosidase A. Gene Ontology annotation, molecular function: actin filament binding; hydrolase activity, hydrolyzing O-glycosyl compounds. NCBI's taxonomy places the organism in Eukaryota, Viridiplantae, Streptophyta, Magnoliopsida, Fabales, Fabaceae. Gene Ontology annotation, cellular component: cytoplasm; actin cytoskeleton. Gene Ontology annotation, biological process: cell migration; polysaccharide catabolic process; actin filament bundle assembly. The transcript is spliced from 7 exons. Bases 53 to 1486 code for a protein of 477 amino acids. The record is from RefSeq and is a predicted model, not a curated record.
UACACACACACGCACACCAUCUCUUCGCAGACUUCACAAAAUACUUUGAAAAAUGGGAAAUCUGCCAUACAAAGCUGUGAAUCUGGGAAAUUGGCUCGUCACAGAAGGCUGGAUGGAACCAUCUCUCUUUGAUGGAAUAGUCAACAAAGAUCUCUUGGAUGGAACUCAAGUGCAAUUCAAGUCCACCAAGUUACAGAAGUUUCUGGUGGCUGAAAAUGGAGGAGGAACUGAUGUUUUCGCCAACCGCGAUGCAGCUUCUGGUUGGGAAACUUUCAAGUUAUGGAGGGUCAGCGAUUCCUCCUUCAAUUUCAGGGUGUUUAACAAGCAAUUCAUUCGUUUAGACGGUACGAACAAACUAGUCGCAACUUCUAACUCACCCAGCAACCCAGAAACGUUUCAGAUUAUAAGGAACAGUGACGACCCAUCCAAAAUUCGUAUCCAAGCAUCAAACGGUCUGUUCCUACAGGCUCAAUCGGAGACAGUGGUGAGUGCUGAUUUUCAAGGGUCAACCAACUGGGAAGAUGGUGACCCAUCUGUAUUCCAUAUGACAAUUGUGAAAGGUUCGACAUUACAAGGUGAGUAUCAGAUUACUAAUGGCUAUGGCCCUCUGAGAGCUCCUCAAGUCAUGCAGGAUCAUUGGAAUACGUAUAUCACUGAAGAAGAUUUCAGAUUCAUGUCGGAAAACGGGUUGACAGCUGUUAGAAUUCCGGUUGGUUGGUGGAUAGCCCACGAUCCCAAUCCUCCUAAACCUUUCGUCGGAGGAUCUCUGGCAGCACUGGACAAUGCUUUCACUUGGGCCCAAAACCAUGGGAUGAAAGUGAUAGUGGACCUUCAUGCAGUUCAAGGUUCGCAAAAUGGGAAUGAACACAGCGGAACAAGAGACGGAUAUAUUGAAUGGGGAGAAUCAUACAUCCCAGACACCGUCGCAGUAAUUGAAUUCUUAGCAAAAAGAUAUGGGAACCAUCCUAGUCUAGGAGGAAUCGAACUGAUGAACGAGCCGACAUUAGGGCCGAAUCUGGAUAGCCUGAGGAAGUAUUACCAGCAAGCUUAUGAUGCAGUGAGGAAAUACUCUGAAACAGCUUAUGUGAUCUUGGCAAAUCCAAUGGAUCAUGAUUCAAAAGCACUUCUCUCAUUUGCUGGGAGAUUCAAUCGAGUAGUGAUCGAUGUUCAUUACUACAAUCUGUUUUCGGAUCAGUUCAAUAACAUGAACGUGCAACAACACAUCGAUUUCAUAUAUAACCAGAGAGCUUCAGAUCUUAGCAGCAUCAGAACCAUCGAUGGUCCUCUUAAUUUUGUAGGGGAGUGGACGGCGGCGUUGAGCUUACAGGGAGCAACGAAGGAAGAUUACCAGAGAUUUGCAAAAGCCCAAUUGGAUGUGUACUCUUCGGCGUCUUUUGGAUGGGCCUAUUGGGCCUACAAAUGUCAAUAUGACCAUUGGAGCCUGAAGAAAAUGAUUGAGAAUGGUUAUAUAAAGCUUAAGCAAUAGCACCAAGCAUGUCCUGAUCCUUAUAAAUUUUCAGAGACCGAAACUCACCUAAAUUUUAUGU